Molecule: messenger RNA, 717 nt
Organism: Monosiga brevicollis MX1
Lineage: Eukaryota; Choanoflagellata; Craspedida; Salpingoecidae
Exons: 5
Coding region: 1-717 (238 amino acids)
Biological process (GO): mitochondrial translational termination
Cellular component (GO): mitochondrial large ribosomal subunit
Molecular function (GO): translation release factor activity
Source: RefSeq, a predicted model, not a curated record
AUGGCGAGCAGCUGGCGGCGGGGCGUAUGGCAGUGGCUGUCGCCACCACUGCGUGUAGGUGGCCUGGCUGCCCAACCUGGUGGGGUGGGUCUGCCCCUGUUGUGCAAGUCCCGGCUUCCAGCCUAUCAUCUGUACUGGGGGAACGCUGCUGCGGCACGUAGCGCUGCCAGCGACCGUGACCGUUUGUACAAAUUUAAUGGACCCAUUCCGAGUGACGCGCUUCAGAUUCAAUUUGCUCGCAGCAGUGGACCUGGCGGGCAAAACGUCAAUAAAGUCAACACCAAGGCCGAUGUGCGUUUCCAUGUGGCCAGCGCCGAAUGGCUUCCAACCGAGGUCCGCGAAAAGCUGCAGGAACAGCAGCAAAGUCGUAUCAACAAGAACGGCGAACUGGUCGUUGCCGUGUCGGACACGCGCAGUCAGAAAAAGAACCUGCAAUUGGCCAUGCAGCGUAUUCUAGACAUGUGCCGGGAAGCAUCGGCCAUUGAGCGCGAGACUUCUGCGGAGACCAAACAACGCAUCAAGAAGCUGUAUGUCAUUGCCAUGACCAGUGCCGUUCCCGUCUGCGGACCAUACACACGCACGCACGCACAUUCACAAAGUCCUAUCUUGUGGCCUCUCGCGCGACCACCUGACAGCCAAGCUCGGGAGGACAAGCGUCGGCUGGAGAACAAGAAAAAGCAUGCGCAAAAGAAAGCUGAUCGCCGUCGCCUCGAUUGA